AUGAAGAGAUAAUCAUAGUAAACAAACAAAAGCAUGGCAAAUCAUAAAGGAAGCCAAGUGCUAAAUAAAGGAUUUGAAAUUUUUUAGCGUAAUUAGUAGUAGGAAUAAGAUUAGAGUAAAUAGCGCUAAUCUAUUUUAAUUAGAACUCUACCAUUCAUAAAACGCUAGCAUACAGAAGAAAACCUACCUAACAACAAGUUGGGAGGAGGAAUUCCAAAUUCACAUAAUUUGAAUACUCCUAAGGAGAUAGAAGAAUAAAAAGAUGCAACCAGCAAAAUUAACAUUGAUUUUCCCUAAAUUGAUUAAUAGAUAUCACCUAGAAAUUAGAUGAUGUCUCCAAUGGAAUCCAGAAAUCCUUCAAGAUAAUCUUUACGUUUAUAUGUUCAUAAUGUUGGUUAAGGAUUUGCUAAAUUACCUCAGCAUCGCCAUAGCAGCUAUUCUGUCAAAAAUUUAAAUAAAGUAGGAGGAAGAUUAAGCAUGGAAUCACCAUUAUAGCAUUUAUCUAAUUUUGGAUAUAUGACUUAUUCUUAAUUUUAAUCUUCCUAAACUCCUCAAGCUACAGCCUAUUAUUCUACCUAAGCUGAGAGAUUUUCAACCCAUCAUCCUUCAAACGCUUAUCAAAAAUAAUAACUUGCAGAUGAAUAAUCACCUAAUUACUCUGAUGAUUACGAUACUAACAAUUUUAAUGAAACCUAGAAAUAAUUCUUUGAAAACUUUAUGUAAGAAACAAAGCCACUAUUUCCAAACGACAUGCCUGUCUUAAAUGAAAAUUAAAUAAACGAAGAUUAUCAAUUUUAAUUUCAGACAGACAUUAACAAACUAGAAAAUCCUAAUUCUUCAAUUGCUUUUUUAAAUGGAUUUCCUCACAACUUUCCACUUAUUGAGAACCAUUAUAAAGCAGCAGUGAAAUUUAGAGAUGAAUACAAUUAAUUGAAAGAUGAAUUAAGAAAAGAAAUAGAGGAGAUGAAACAAAAAUAUGAAAAGGAUGUUGAUGAUUUUAAAAACGAAGCUAAGAAAACUUCUUAAAAAAUAGCUGCAGAGAUUCAGGAAGAUUUUGUAAAGCACAAAACAGAAUAAUUUUCAUUAAAUAAAGAAAUAGCCAAAUUAACUAGAGAUAAAAACUAGCUAGAAAGCGAAAUAGAAACCUAACUCAGGAGAGUAAGACAACUCGAGGAUAAAUUAUAUGGAUAAGAAAUAUUUAAUUUAGUUCCUAAAGAUCCCUAUAUAUAAAAUAUGACUACCCAAAAUCAAAGGUAAGAUAUGUAUACACCAAUGUCAUCAAAGAGAUAAACUUAAACUAUAAAAAACAUAAUUCACUGA
Messenger RNA from Tetrahymena thermophila SB210, 1320 nucleotides. RefSeq lists its product as hypothetical. The transcript is spliced from 3 exons. The record is from RefSeq and is a predicted model, not a curated record. NCBI's taxonomy places the organism in Eukaryota, Ciliophora, Oligohymenophorea, Hymenostomatida, Tetrahymenidae.